Messenger RNA from Trematosphaeria pertusa, 1428 nucleotides. Its product is annotated as regulator of G protein signaling superfamily. The coding region runs from base 1 to 1428 and encodes 475 amino acids. Lineage: Eukaryota; Fungi; Ascomycota; Dothideomycetes; Pleosporales; Trematosphaeriaceae. The record is from RefSeq and is a predicted model, not a curated record. The transcript is spliced from 3 exons.
AUGGCCCGCGGGGGCGCUCCUGCCGCUUUAAGGGCACGGCCGCAGCGCACCUGCCCUCACCAGGCCCGCUCCUGCUGUGACUCUCGUCGCUCUGACAUCGACGCCAUUCCUCUUCCACCCAUAUCGCCAACCCGACCGCAGCGAACACGCUCCGUUCUGGCGCAACAAUUCCGCCCUCAAUUCUGUUCCUGCGAAGCCUUCGACGGCCAGAGGAGAAAUAGCGCGCGCCGGGUGUACAAACAGCUGCGGAGAAGUGUCAUGAAUUCACGGAAUACCGGAGGCCAGGCCUUAUCAAUACGAACGGCUUCCUCGACCGCCUCUUCCCCCACCUCGUCUACGGCUGAGCCUGAGGACGACGAGAAGAUGACCAUGGCCGAAUACCACCCAUCAUCGCGGCCCCUGACCGUGUCAAUACCUAAGAGCAUCAGCUCUCAAUGCACCCGAAGACCGGGUCUUUCCGAAAUCCUUGCCAAUACCGCACCGCCGCCAUAUACGCUAAGCUCCUUCAUGGCCUUUCUGUCACAAAACCACUGUCUGGAGAACCUGGAGUUUACCAUGGACGCAUCACGAUACCGAAAACACUACUCAAAGAUGGUCAAUCGCCACCCCGGAAGCCCAAUAUCACCCCUCUCAGAUGAAUGUUCUUACGUACUCAUGCUGUGGAGGCGGUUAAUAGACGCAUACAUUCGCGAGUCAGGUCCACGAGAGGUCAAUCUUCCCGCCGAUGUGCGAGAUACUCUCCUGAAUCUCUCAGAGUCGUAUGUUCCGCCGCACCCAUCGGCAUUGGACGAAGCUGUUUCUAAAAUCUACGAAUUGAUGGAGGAGAGCGUACUGGUAUCAUUUUUGAACUCCGCUUCUCCCCAAAGCGCCUAUCCGACCACAACCGGCCAUGAGAGUCAUGACUCUAGUCUGACGCGCUCGUCCACGCGCAGCUAUGACGAGCGUACCAUCUACCACACCCGCACUCAUCCACACGCUCCCAGUCACCAGCGGGCUUCUGCACCAUCGUCGCUUACCUCCAACUUCAUGCAUCCUCGACCAUUUUCUCACUCCCGCUUCAACUCUCAGCCUGCAACCUCAGCAGGCUCGACAUCAACCCGUGUGACACCUGGCUAUGGCAGUGGCAGCGACGCGUUGACGGACGACUCUGGCAGCGGAAGCCCAUCCGGUAUGAGCGAUCCUCUCACUCCCCCUGGAACCCCUCCCAUGAGCGACUAUCCAAUGUCCGACUUCCAUCAAGCGUACUACGAGAGCGGAUCAAACAGCGGUACGCCAAGCCCAAGGACAAGCCGGGGAGAACACUCUGGCUUGGCGAACGCAACCAGGGACAGCUGGAAGCGCGUAAGCAGCAAGCUGUGGCCGAAAAAGAGAAGUGGAGGUCACCUGCGUGAGGAGGAGCAGGGAGUUGUUGAAGGGGGUCUCUUCUAA